Messenger RNA from Aspergillus fumigatus Af293, 2247 nucleotides. Its product is annotated as putative pentafunctional AROM polypeptide. The record is from RefSeq and is a predicted model, not a curated record. Lineage: Eukaryota; Fungi; Ascomycota; Eurotiomycetes; Eurotiales; Aspergillaceae. Gene Ontology annotation, biological process: chorismate biosynthetic process; shikimate metabolic process. Gene Ontology annotation, molecular function: 3-dehydroquinate dehydratase activity; shikimate 3-dehydrogenase (NADP+) activity.
AUGCAAACUCGUGAAUCGACCAGAACGGCCGAAUCUUCAAUGAUUCACUCUCGAAAAUACCUUCCCGAUGCCACACUUUUGCUUAUUGGGUUCUUUGGCGCGGGAAAGAAGACCCUUGGCAUCAUCGCCUCGGUAGCAUUGCACCGCCGCUUCAUCGAUUUCGAGGCUUUCUUCCGGGAGAAGACCGGUUUGUCGCCGCAGGCCUAUAUCGCAGCGCAUGGGUUGGCUCAGUAUCGCACUGUUGAGGAAGAUCUGACCCGGGAGCUGCUCACAAAAUGCCGCAACGGCUGCGUGAUUGUCGGUCUUGGCGCUUUGGCAAGCAACCAGCAGCAAAUCUUGUUGAAAGAUUUCGCACAGGAUCAUCCUGUGGUCUACGUGAGGAGAGCUGAAUCGGAAUUGCGACGGUACAUGGGUACCAGCCAGGACAAGUUCGAACGCUUUUGGCAGGCGGGCAAUACGUUCUUCGAAACCUGUUCUAAUUUCGAGUUUUACAAUCAGACUCAUACCGAUAGUCGGGAGUUUGAACGUCAGCUCCCUUCAAGCUUGAAGCUCAAAGAGACCGAACGGCUGUUCGUCGAGUUCAUUCGGCGCAUUUACGGACUGUCGCACGGGUCUCCAUUCUCAUCGGAGGUGUCUCCUGAGGUGCACACCUUCGCUUUGCAGGUACCACUGGAUUGGUUGGAUUCAUACAAGGACCCCGAAAUACUGGAUUCUGGAGCGGAUGCCAUAACCUUGCUCAUCGACGCCGACGUCGACGGCAAGGAUCAAAACCGACUGAAGAGUCAACUAGCAAGACACAUGGCCACUUUGAGACUGCACUCUCGUGUCCCUGUAGUCGUGGAUCUCGGAUUCUCACCUAGAAAAAUAGACACCUAUCGUUCGGUGCUGGAGAUGCUUCUCCGACUUGUUCCGGACGCUGUGACCUGCUCUCUCUCCUGCCCGGAUGAAAUUAUCCAAUGGUUGAAUACUACAAAGGGAAGCAUCAAAACGAUUGCAACAUGGCAUCAAUCGACUCCAUUGGGAAUAGAUGUGUCUCAAACCGCACACAUCCCCGUCGAGAAAGCAAUCCAAUCUGGGUUUGACUGCAUUCGCAUAACUGGCGAGUCGUUCUCAAUUGAAGACAACCUGGCCUGCGUUGCCCUUCGUCAAAGACUGAUACAGAACUCAACCAUCCCAGUUAUUGCUUACAACACUGGACUGUCCGGUCGAGCAUCCAUAUGCCUGAACCCUACUCUGUCACCGGUGGUCCCCUCUUCCAUGAACGCCACAGGCGUCACCCUCUCAGACGCACAAAAAGCCCUCACAUCCUGCUUUCUGACCACCAAGAUGCGGUUCACACUGGUCGGCCAAGCACUAGAACAUACUCUCUCCCCCGCAAUGCACGUCGCAGCGUACGCGGCCUGCGGGCUGCCACAUAGCUACGAAGCUGUGCAAGCAGCGACGCUCUCCGAAAUACGCACGCUCCUCGAGGACGGUAGCCGCAGCGGCGUAGCGAUCUCCAUCCCUUACAAAACCGCCGUCCUACCACUGUUGGACGAGAUCAGUCCGGAUGCCCGGAACAUCAAUGCCGUCAACACAGUAGUUCUCAAGCGGCACCGUCACGAUGGACAAGUGGUCACCACGCGAAAAGGGUAUAAUACUGACUACAUCGGAGUGAGGAAUUGCAUCCACCAGCAUCUUUCUCCAGCAAACGCCAUCCGGGAUGGAACAACCGUUUUGAUUAUUGGGGCGGGCGGCAUGGCACGUGCAGCUAUCUAUGCCUGCUACAAGAUGGGUGUCCGGCAAUUUUGCAUUUACAACCGUACACUUGAGAACGCUAGGAAGCUGGCAGAGUAUUUCCAUCGUUGGACUCAUCAGUCUGGCACCAAUCUUGAGUUUGAAGUCAUUGAAUCGAUAGAAACGCAGUGGCCUACACGCUUCCGCCUACCGACUAUAGUCAUUUCUUGCCUCCCUGGUCAGCAGGUGGGAUGUGGGGAGAUGGUUGAUGUCCGAAUAUCCGAACGGUGGCUGCAGAGUACCACUGGAGGGGUAUUCCUCGAGGUUGCGUACGGCCCGUCCAAAACUCCGCUGAUGGAGCAGAUGCUUCCUUUUGCAACGAAAGGGUGGGUAGUGGUAGAUGGACUGAGUCUGCUGGUUGAACAGGGUAUUGCCCAAUAUGAGAUUUUUACUAAACGGCCUGCUCCGGUCCCUGCCAUGCGGAAAGUGAUAUACGAGCUGUCGAAGAAGAAUGGGUAUCUUCACCGGUAG